AUGCAGUCGUGCGCGGUGAUUGGCUGUGGCCCAGCUGGAAUGGUAGCCAGCACGGUACUGCGGCAGAGCGGGUUACUUGUCACGUGCUUCGAUGUUGCCCCCGAGCCGGGAGGCAUCUGGGCUAGCAAUGCGCGCGACAUCUUCUCCAGCCGCGGGUGCGUCUCGCCGAUUUAUCCGUCUAUGCGCUGCGUACUUCCAAAGGAGUUGAUGGCUUUCAGUGACGUCCGCUUCGACUACGCCGUCGCGCAGUUUCCACACCACACGGCGGUGCAGCACUACAUGCACCGGUACGCCGCACAGAAGGGCGUGCGUGGUCUCACGCGGUUUAAUACGAAGGUGGAAUCCGCGCGCUUCGACCAGGUAGGCCGCAUGUGGAAGAUCAUAUCAGUGAACGUCGUGAACGGGGAUGUCAUGGAGUGGUCCUUCGAUAAGGUUUGCGUGUGCACCGGGCAGACGCAGGAGGUUCGCUUCCCUGCCGGGAUGCAGGAGACACUCGAGAGGUACCUCCACGAGGGCGGUGAGGUGCACCACGCCGCGCACGUGAAGGACUUCCGCGCGUUUCACGGGAAGCGCGUCGUUGUCGUUGGCAACGGCGUCUCCGCUUACGACUACUGUAUCGAGCUAAAGCGGAUGGGGGCAGAGGUCUACCACAGCAUCACUCCGCAAGCCCUCUUCUCCGCUUCAUGUGGUCCUCAGGCAGGCUUUGCGUGCUCCUCGCUCACCGCUGCGCUCUGGAAGGGUACGGCAGCAUCGAACCGGAGGCGUGGACGGACGUCAAAAGAGGUGUCGGAUGUACGGGUGGCCACCGACGCUGUCACGCGCCUCGCCGGCCUCGCAGCUCGCCUUCCGUGGCUGCGCAACGACGUGCACUUGGCGAGCGAUGUGGUGCGCAAGUGGUUGCGGUACCGCAGUACGCGACUCGAGGCCAUCCCGUCGGUGGGGCUACCGCUUGACAACGACGGGCGCGGGCUGCGCUUUGCCGCCGAUCCAUCGGCGCGGCGGAGCACAGCGGACGUCGUCGCAGUGGCGAAAGAGUGCGUCGGCCACCACGAUGUGUCGCCGCGUACGUCGUCUGCGGAGGUGUUCAUCGACGACGUGGACGCUGUUAUCUGCGCCACAGGUUACACCCGUCGAUAUCCUUUUAUGCACCCCGACGUGCGCCGCGUGCUGGAGGAGGAUCAGCCACUUCUCACCUCGUCUACUUCAUGGCCUCCAUCAAGCACCUCGAGCGACGCGGCCAGCGGACCGCCGGCUACCAGCCGCCAUGGACUGUACCUGGGCACCCUCUGGUCUGCCGAGCCGUCGUUGGCGCUGGUGGGCUAUCAAAAGGGGCUGCUGCCUCCUUUUCUGCUGUUUGAAGCACAGUCGCGCUUCAUCGCGUACGCUUUCACUCAGCGUGUACCGCUCCCCGAGGGGGCGGAGGCAAUGCGGGCGAAGGAGGAUGCGUUAGUAAUGGCAAAUCCUGCCCUGGCGGACCUCUACAGCGCGGACGGUGCGGGGUUGCACUCGGCGGUAUACUUCAACGUCCUCCAGCACGAGCUGGGGGUGAGCUCCCGCGAUACGUACACUGCCAAGGUAAUCCAGCGACAUAAGUGGUUACUGCGGUCCACGCUGGUGCGCAUCUACCACAAGUGCCGCUCCAUGGCGCCCCUCAAGCGCAAAGAGCAGCACCUGCUCUUCAGUAACAGGAUUUAG
Leishmania braziliensis MHOM/BR/75/M2904 is the source of this 1695-nucleotide messenger RNA. RefSeq lists its product as hypothetical. Lineage: Eukaryota; Euglenozoa; Kinetoplastea; Trypanosomatida; Trypanosomatidae. The record is from RefSeq and is a predicted model, not a curated record. Gene Ontology annotation, molecular function: flavin adenine dinucleotide binding; NADP binding; N,N-dimethylaniline monooxygenase activity. The coding region runs from base 1 to 1695 and encodes 564 amino acids. The transcript has a single exon.